AUGAGAGACGAGAUGACCAGGUUGCUGUGGUCGACGGACAUCAAGGAGGGCGACUAUGUGAUCUUUAGCGAUGUCGACAAGAUCCCGAGUCGGCAAAGUGUUGAACUGUUGAGUUCCUGUGAUGACGUCCCUCCAGCGGUGCACGUCAACUUGCAGAACUAUCUGUAUAGUUACGAGUUCCCUGUCGACGACGGUGGAAAGAAUACGCCCAGCAUUCAGCAGUGGCCCAAGGAGCGGUUGUGGUAUAUUCGUCAACAGGCAUCUUCCGUUCUUCUUGCCAACGCCGGCUGGCACUAUUCCUUCUGCUUCCGGUUGAUCGAAGACUUCCAGUUCAAGAUGAAGGCGUACUCGCACGCGGACCGUCUCCGAUACAAGUACAUGUUGGACAAGACCUACCUCCAGGAUGUGAUCUGCAAAGGAGCCGAUCUGUUUGGCAUGUUCCCCGAGGCCUACUCGUACAAGGAUCUGAUCCAUCCACUGGGACCCAUCCCCAAGACCUUCAAUGCCGUCGGCUUGCCUGCUUGGGCCAUCAAGAACAGCGAUAAGUUCAAGUUCUUGCAGCCUGGAGGAUGCAGGCGUGUCGAUUAUGCCUAG
Molecule: messenger RNA, 594 nt
Organism: Linnemannia hyalina
Lineage: Eukaryota; Fungi; Mortierellomycota; Mortierellomycetes; Mortierellales; Mortierellaceae
Source: the annotation of a GenBank genome assembly